AUCGCUAGACGCACGCCGUGGGCCGGCUCUCAUGCUCAGUCGAGAGAGUACAGUGCGACCGUGCGGACGCCUUUACAUCCUUUUUCCCUCCCCCGGAGCACUUACGGAAGCCGUGUGCGUGCGUGCGAGUGUGUGUGUGGUGUGCGGCGUGAGAAGCAGUAGUGGUAGCAGUAGGUGGUGGUUUGAUUGAAAAGGCUCCGGUGGUGUUUAAUUAUUGUAAAGUGCGCACCAACUGCAAGUGACCAAUGUUUGUGGUGUUUUUCGAAGGAAGUUUUGCUGCAAAUAAAGCUGUGAAUUAAAUCAAAUGUGAUUGAAAUAGUGUGUGUGUGUGUUUGAGAUUGUACGUGCAAAUCAGUUCAAAUUGAAAUUUUCCGCAAAACCCUAAAAAAUCCGACCACUCCGACCGUUCGACCGUGGCGACGAACCUGUGGCGAUCGGGACCGCUUUCCCCCGGCAUGGUUUAAGGGGCUAUGGGACGGGCAGCAACCAGUUUCAACACAUUUACCAACGUAUUGAUGCAGUCGUAAUCAACGUGCUGAGACGGAAGAGAGAAAACAGUGUAGUGACAGAGUCGGGUGGACGGCGGCGCGAAGAUGCCGUCACGGACUGCCCUAUGGACGUGGAUAAAGCUCCUCGGGCUGGCGCUGGCGGUGCUGGACCACGCGCCGGUCGCGGCCCAGUCAAACUCACCGCAGACCUGCCCGCCGGGUAGCGACAUCAGCCCGUGCGUCUGCCAGGUCAAGAAGAACGGGCUCGACAUCCUGUGCGAGGCGACGGACGUGCAGCACAUCACCAAGGCGAUGAGUGCGCUCAAGGGCAAGAGCCCGAUCAUCUUCUACCUGAAGCUGCGCCACAACAACCUACCGAAGCUGCAAGGGUUCGUGUUUCUCGCGCUCGACAUCCGGCACCUGACGAUCCACAACAGCAGUCUCGCCACCAUCGAGGAGACGUCGCUCAGCUCGCUCGGACGGGGACUUACCCAGCUCGAUGUGUCCCAAAACCAACUGAUGAGCGUACCGUCGAGCGCCCUCAAGAACCUGCACUAUCUGCUGAUCCUCAACCUGAACCACAACCGCAUCUCGCAGAUCCACAACCGUGCGUUCGAGGGACUGGACACACUGGAGAUUCUGACCAUCUACGAAAACAAACUGACGUUCAUCGAACCGGACGCGUUCCGUGGAUUGGACAAGAAGCUUAAGCGGCUGAAUCUGGGCGGCAAUGAUCUUACCGCCGUCCCGCAGAAGGCUCUCUCGAUGCUGGAUAAUCUGCGGAAGCUCGAGCUUCAGGAGAAUCGCAUCAAAACCAUCAAAGAAGGUGACUUCGAAGGGCUGGAGAAUCUGGACUCGUUAAUCUUGGCCCACAAUCAGCUAACGGAAGUGCCGGCUCGGGUAUUCUUCCACCUCACGCUGCUCAACUCGCUCGAGCUGGAGGGUAACUCUAUCUCCUACAUCGCGAAGGAAGCAUUCGAAGGAUUGGAAGAAAACCUACAGUAUCUUCGCCUGGGGGACAAUAAUCUCCACAUCAUUCCGAGCGAAGCGCUGCGCCCGCUGCACCGUCUCCGGCAUCUGGAUCUCCGCUCGAACAACAUCUCCGUCAUUAGCGAGGAUGCUUUUGUGGGUUUUGGGGAUUCGAUCACCUUUUUGAAUCUGCAGAAAAACGACAUCAAGGUCCUGCCGGCACUCGUGUUCGAAAAUCUCAACUCCCUCGAGACGCUCAGCAUCCAGAACAACAAGCUGACGCGCAUACCGGAGGAGGUUAUGGAGCCGAUCAUGGACUCGCUGCGUGUCGUCGAUAUUAUGGAUAAUCCGCUGAUCUGUUCGUGCGAGCUCGUCUGGUUCCCGAACCUGCUGCGCGAUCUGAAAAACCGGGACGAUGAGAUGACGCAGAAGAAGCGCCCGAUGUGCACGAUGCAGAACGAGCACCGGGAGUACUACGUCCAGAACAUGCCGCUCGAGCGGAUGAGCUGCGUCGGCAAGAAGUACCACACGUCGUCACUGAGCGGCAACGGGAGCACGGGCCGGCCGGGUGCGACGCUCCUGUCAACCGUGCUGGCCGCCCUCGUGACCGGAAGCACCGUGAUUGGGUACGGUCGGUUCGUCCGCUAGGCGCGCGGGUGAGUAAAAAGGGAGAACCGCGUUGCGAAGGAUGGGAAACGAUCCUUGGCAUGUUAGUAGGGUAGCGUAGGGUAAGAAAGAACAAACAAACAACAACAACAAACAUACAAUCUAAGGCUAGCACAGCGAAGGGAAACAUAUGGCGUGGCGUGGAAUAUAUUUUCCAGCGAGCGAACAACACCUUGAGAGAGAGAGAGGGAGCGCGAUGGAAGUGGAAAUACAAAUACAAAUGUCACUCUAAUUUUCCAACACUUGCACACUUUGGUUUGGGGUGGGGAGCGCGUGUGUGGCCGGGAGCUCGGAACGCACGCUUGAUCGCGCUUGAUCUUUCUUUCUUUUUUUAUCGACACACACCCCAGCCACGUCACCACUGGGUGAUGGUGUGCCCAUGUGCGUGUGUCACAAAGGCAAACAAAAAAAAAUUACAAACCAAACAAAAAAUCACAUUACCAAAGAGUCUUUCAAUGAAGUAAACUAUGCAUACGUUUCCGCGUACGCGCACGCCCCUUUUGGUCUCGCGGUGCCGAUCACUCGUCGGCGCACGGGGCCCGUAGGGGAAAGCGUCCGGAACAAGGGAAAAUGGUGUUAGCUUCCAACGGUGGAGAGAGAGAGAGCGGGAGAGAGAUAGAAAACGAAGGAGAUAGGAUGGCUAGGAAAAAAGAGGAAAAACAAAUGUUACAAGAUUUUUCAUACAGUUCGUACACACGCUUCAAGUAUUGUUCAUACACACUCGCCCUGUAGCAGCAAAUCACGCGUAACAAACACACUCACAGUGGUGUCGUUGUGCUUCAUCGGUUUCGAAAGCUUGUUUUCCCCGCCCAUGUUGGUGCAGCACACACUCCUAGUAGGCGAUGGAUGGAAAAGCAUCGCACCCGAUAUCAAGUCAAAAUCUCAUCUUAGUCAUCCAGUGUGCCAUGCUAGGGGCUAAACACACUCUCACACACACACAUACCAUAUAGCUAGUAAGGACGACUUUAUGACACGUUCGACACAGCUCGGGUAGGCUCGGGAGGCCCUACCCUCCGUUUUCAAGUGUUACCCCCUUUUAACGAAACGGAGACUUUUGCCAAGUGUCAGGUGCAAGGGUCCUCGCUUCGUGCACUGGAAACGAUAACAUUUCAUGGAUUUGUAGCAGUUUUUGUUUGGCGUAUUUUGUAUCUCAGAGUAUCCUGUUUUCAAAUCUAAAUGCAUAUUAAUACCCCUAGCGUCUAGCCGAGGGGGAGGAAGGAAAAGAAACAAUCCUGAAGAGAUGUUGAUUGAACACAUAUCCAAGAGAAGGAAAAAGCUAUUUAAACUCUAUUUACAGCGCGUGUUGCAAGCCUUCAAGCAGCACGUUUUUCUCGUGUUUCUGUGUGUUUUUUGUGCACGGAACUAUUUACAAAACUAUUCAAACACAGUCACACACACACAUGCACUGAAUGUGAAGCGUUGAAACAGAACGUUGAAAAAGAAUGAAAUGAACAAUGGAAAAACAUAUCAAUGGAGCUAAUUCUACCAUUCUACCGAUGCACACAUCUUGAUGCAACGUUUGCAUUAUAUUAUAUACCUACUGCAUGCAUAAAUAUAUACACCGUAUACACGCAUAUAGUUUGCGGAUUUAAUAAACAAAAAAAUAUUGCACACAAUGUCAAACUAAAAGUAAGAACAAAAAAGCGCGCCUAAAAAAAAGGGCCAAAAACAAACGCAAUCCCCAUUAUUAACCUUACUAAAAAUGGAAACACGGAGGAAAACAUGGAAACAUAUCAAAUGGAAGAAUUUAAUUGUUGCAUUAUAUGAACAAACAAACAAACAAAAAAACAGAACAAAACAUAUGUCAGUAGAUGUCUAUAUACAUAAAUAUAUAUAUAUUUAAAGAAGAAAAAAAUAAGAAGCAUUAAAUAUACUCAACAAGAAAACGGAAAACUAAACACACAAAAAUACACAUAUCAAGUAUUCUACCAGUGUAAGAGCAUUUAAAAAUAAGCAUAAGAUACCGGUUAGAUAAGCCAACGUGAAGAGCAAAACAAAAAAAAGGAGGAUAAAACAGAGCAAAUAGAGAGCAUACAAUCAUGUUUGUUACAUUUUUGAUACAUGAAACCUUUGCCUGUACACAUCUAAUGGUGCCCGAUUUUUUAGAAACCAGAACAAAACAUAAAAAAACCCAUGGUUUCGUCCCGAUUCCAACUUCCAGCAAUACAUAUCAACCAAACCCACGGUUUGUACGGUUCAUGAGACAUAUCAAAGGGAGGACUCUUGAAUGGUUACGCGAUAAGAGUAGACACAAUCCAGACGACUGCUAUCAUCCCCAGGAAAAAAAGUAGAUAACACAAGUAGACGCAUUGCGCGGUACAUAAGGUACAUACAUAUCAAUCUUUUUUUCCCCGAGUCCCUACGCGAGCCUCUUUAAAUCAGGCAAAAAAAAAACAUAAAAAAUGGGACGUGGGUUGAUAAAAUCAUACCAUUACACCCGUGGAUGUAUCUUUCCACAUCCUUUUUGCGGAGUAGACACUCACACACCUACGCUACAUAUCCAAAACAUAUCAUUAGAUGGUAAGACAUUAAUCACGCGCUAAACACACACUUUUCUCCCCCUUUUAAGCACCAUUGCUCCAAGGGACGGUGAGCAAUUGGGAAGGAGUGCAAAUGAUUCAUUUGUAAGUGUAAAUCUCAAUGAUGAAAGUCCACAUGUACCCUAAGCGUUCUUGGCGCCAGCGUGCGCUCUGUUGCGUGCGUCGGUGUGCUGUAGAUCGUUGUUCACUUUCAUGCAUCUUCCUUUCUUUUUCCCAGUCGAUGUCAAUUACACACUGUUAUAGAAGUUUUGAAGCUUGAAAAGUUUGCUUUUGCACUGCAACACGCACUGACUCUGACUAAAUGUAGCAAAACAAAAAGCUUAGCUUUGUCUCGUAACUUCGAUGUCAGCAAUCGAGCACGAGGUCCGUACGGGCAAUGUUAAAGUCUGUUAAGAUGACUACCAAAAGCAAAGCGAAAACUCUUUGUACAGGUUGAUCAAGGUUAAUACAACACACACACAUUUUCCCAUUCAGUGCAGAUGAAAGGCGAACAAAACAAGCCGAAAUCAUAGUUUCACAGUUUCACGAGCUAGAUAAGUGUUUCUGAGCCACGUGUAGCAAGCAGUUGCAGUUAGUUGCUGUGUUUAAGGCAAAAAUAUCAUCCAUACAUAUCGAUAGUAAGAAGCAUUACGCUGCUCACGGUGCUGCUCAACAGACAGAAACGGUGAGACGCAAACGAUUUACACUAACAGUUCGAAUUCUUAUCUGCACCAUUGUUUGACGCCGUACCGAAGUAUGCUUGCAAGGUGUUUGUUAUUGAAAGUACAGUCGAUUUUCUGUCAUUUUUUAUCGUUGCCGCCACACACUGCACCAUCCCUUACAAGUGUUUCCUACCAAAUGUAUUGUUCAAUUUGCCAAAUUAAUGUUUGCCGGUUUGGAGGUAAUGAAAACAAGACAAAAACAAAGCACCAGAAACACUCUCCGCAGCGAGUACACUGGUUACGCAUUCCUUUUUCUUCACUCCUUUAGAUGUUUGUCUGUGCUGUGGGUGGUAACUGUUUGUGCAGAUCUGUAUGUGCGUGCGUACGUUUAAACCCAUCAUUUUCCCGUCCCACGUUGGUUGGUUUGGGGGUGUAAAACAAAGGAUUAAAAGGGAUAGAGACGAGCAAAUAACCCUCUUUAAGGAGCGUAAGUGUACGAAUCGUUCUGGUCUUAAGUGUUCAAUUUCAAUCACUUUCAAUCUCGAUGUUCUUGUUGCUCGUAACGCGGUGGCAGCUAAUGGUGUGGAAGGUGUAAAAGCGAAGAAAAAAAACUAAACACUCUCUCACACACACACACUCAGACAAAGAUAAUCUCGAAUUUCAUACACGUAUAUAUUUGUACACAAAACUUUCAAGUAAAUACCGAAUACGGAAUGCAAUGACUCUCAACACUGUGUCAAUAAGUGGAAAGGUAAAAGCAUUAGAAGGAAAGAGAAUGUAAAAGUGAAGCGAAAAUAUCGACAAAGAAAAACAAGAUCCCAACAGACAGAAGAGAAAAAAAAACAAAUCAUAAUACAUAUAUUAUACAAGAUAAGCAAGCAAAAGAGAAAACAAAAAUCGCAAACUGUUAAACUAAUUGUUCAAUUUAUUUACGAUAAACGGAAGCUUGUUGUUACUGAAACCAAUUUUCACAAGUUCUUAAGAAACAACACAAAAACAUAACUGGCAUGCAAAAAGAAAGGAAGAAUCUCAAUGUAAGUUCAGAAAUUUCUCCAAAAAUAGCAUCUAAACCACAAGAUAAACCAAAACAGCAAUCACAAAGAAACCCACUCGCCAGUGUAGACAGCAACAGAGGUAGUAGCUGUGUAAGUAUUAGUGCUAGAACAGAGCAGUAGCGGCAGCAGCAGCAGUACUGCAGUAAACACGCAAUCGAAAGGCAAACGGGCAAUCUGUAGCGCACCGUAGCUAAUCGUAUACCGCUGCUAGUAGACACUGUGAAACUCCCAUUAGAAAACGGCAAUAGCACACACACACUAGGUGAAAAACACACAUAGACGUGGUGGAUCUGGAGUCCGGAGCGAUGAGUCCGAGCUCCGAGCGUAGUGUCAGCGAGCUAGGGCAGGUGGUGGUGAAAAUGGAGUUAUAUUUGUAUUUGCAGUUUUGUUGCAGUUAGUGCAAGGAUUGCGAAAGUAGAUCGAACAACAUCAGAUCGGUGCUUUUGCGCCACAAUUUCUUGUGCGAUUCCUUGCGGGUAGGUAAUGUUGGUGAUGAAGCGGUCGUGCAUACAUCCAAACGUGCAGCAAAACUGUGGUGGUGAUGUAGAGUGCAAUUUGGUGUAAAAGAAUGAAGCGAAAGAGAGAGAGAUAGUGUGUGUGUACGAAAGUACAUUGGAAAUGAAAAGGAGAGAGAGAGAGCUGUAGGAGUGUGUGGAGAAAAGGAAAAGCCAUAAAUGCGAUGCUAAAUAAUAAAGAAAUUUUCCCCGAAUUGAUUCGGAAAGCCAAA
Molecule: messenger RNA, 7086 nt
Organism: Anopheles arabiensis
Lineage: Eukaryota; Metazoa; Arthropoda; Insecta; Diptera; Culicidae
Product: slit homolog 2 protein
Exons: 9
Coding region: 594-2105 (503 amino acids)
Molecular function (GO): protein binding
Source: RefSeq, a predicted model, not a curated record